AUGUACGACUUGGUCUCCUUUUCCCACCCAGCAGUGGUAAAGAUCCAAGAUAAAUAUUGGUUCCAUGAGUUCAGCGAAGAUGCGUUCCCAGGCCAGACUUUUGGUCUCGAAAUUAAAGAGAUCCUCCACCACUCCAAAUCAGAGUUUCAGGACAUUCUUAUCUUCAAGUCCACCUCAUUCGGCAACGUGCUUGUGUUGAAUGGUAUCGUACAAUGCACCGAGAAGGAUGAGUUUUCCUACCAGGAACUCAUCGCACAUGUCCCCAUCAUGAGCCAUCCUGAUCCCAAGAAGGUGUUGGUGAUUGGUGGAGGAGACUGUGGGGUGGUAAGAGAAUUGGUGAAACACACGGAAAACGGCAGUGUGGCCAGCAUUACCAUGGUGGAAAUUGACCAGCUGGUGAUCGACUUGAGCGUUCGCUACUUGCCAGAUAUGGCCAAGCACCAUAACCAUCCCAAGGUUAAGAUCGAGAUUGACGAUGGAUUCCAGUUCUUACAGAAGUUGGAGCUUGUAGAUGAAGCAGACAAGUAUGACGUGAUUAUCACCGACUCUUCAGAUCCUGAAGGUCCCGCCGAGGAGUUUUUUGAGGUCAAUUACUUCAAGUUGUUGAAGAAUGCUGUCAAGAAGGAUGGAAUCGUCAUCAUGCAAUCCAGUGAGAAUAUCUGGUUGAACAUCAACUACUUGGGCGAGCUCGUGCAGAAGGCCAAGAAGGUGUUUUCCAACGUGGAGUACUGCCAGUGUUACAUGCCUUCAUACACAAGUGGUCAGCUUGGACUUAUUGUUGCAACGUGCGAUGAGUCCAAGAACUUGAAGAAGCCAUUGAGAAGAUUGGAUGAGGAUGAGGAAGCAGAGAUGUUCCGUUACUAUAGUGGAGAGGUACACGAGGCUGCAUUUGUGUUGCCUACGUGGGCUAAGAAGAUUGUACGAUAG
Messenger RNA from Sungouiella intermedia, 927 nucleotides. The record is from the annotation of a GenBank genome assembly. NCBI's taxonomy places the organism in Eukaryota, Fungi, Ascomycota, Pichiomycetes, Serinales, Metschnikowiaceae.